Nicotiana tabacum (common tobacco) is the source of this 1539-nucleotide messenger RNA. NCBI's taxonomy places the organism in Eukaryota, Viridiplantae, Streptophyta, Magnoliopsida, Solanales, Solanaceae. The record is from RefSeq and is a predicted model, not a curated record.
AAUGUGGAGCGACAAGGAAGGAACUGAAAUUAGAAAUUACAAAACAUUGGGAAAAGAAAAGGAGAGAGAGAGAAUCGCUUGGAAUAGAAGCCAUUGAAGCUCAAGGGCCUCUCUUUUUCUUCCUCUUCUUCUUCAUUUGUAUGUAUAGAAAGAGAAACAUUUAGAGAGAGAGGCUUUUUGGUUAGCUGAAUUGAUAACCAAAAAGGCAGGCCAUAUGUCAGAUUCAAGCAGCGAUUCCGUUUCCGUCGAUGUUGAGACCAUCUAUCUUGGCGGAAAGGAGCAUAUCAUAAGGACUGACUGUGGUUCUGUGUCAGUUUUAGUUUAUGGAGACCAAGAGAAGCCAGCACUGAUCACUUAUCCUGAUCUAGCUCUAAAUCAUAAUUCAUGUUUCCAAGGACUGUUCUUCUGUCCGGAAGCAGCUUCUCUGCUGCUCCACAAUUUUUGCAUUUACCACAUUAGUCCUCCUGGGCAUGAGGUCUGUGAACUGGCAAGCUUUUGUUUGGAGCUCCUUCUUGGAAACUUCUUAGUUCUUACUAAUGAUGAGAUUCUUGCUGUUUCUAGGCUUGGAGCUGUGAUGUGUAUGGGAGUAAUUGCUGGUGCUUACAUACUCAGCUUAUUUGCUAUAAAGCAUAGGGAGCGUGUUCUUGGUUUGAUUCUUGUUUCCCCUCUAUGCAGAGCACCUUCUUGGACUGAAUGGUUUUACAAUAAGGUCAUGUCAAAUUUACUAUACUUCUACGGGAUGUGUGGUGUUCUGAAAGAGUUUUUGCUGCACCGCUACUUCAGCAAGGAAGUUCGUGGAUCUCCAGAUGUUCCGGAAUCAGAUAUAGUUCAAGCAUGCAGAAGAUUACUAGAUGAGAGGCAGAGCAUGAAUAUUUGGCGUUUUCUUCAAGCCAUUGAUGGGAGACCUGAUAUCACGGAUGGAUUGAAAACAAUAAAAUGUCGAACCCUCAUAUUUGUCGGGGAUGAUUCUCCUUUCCAUUCGGAGGCUCUCCACAUAACUGCUAAAUUAGAUCGAAGAUUCAGUGCCCUAGUUGAGGUACAAGUGUGUGGAUCAAUGGUGACAGAAGAGCAGCCACAUGCUAUGUUAAUACCAAUGGAGUAUUUCCUCAUGGGGUAUGGACUAUACAGACCAAAUCAGUUCAGUGGCAGUCCUAGAAGUCCUCUCACUCCAUCUUGCAUUGCUCCUGAGCUUCUCUCUCCAGAAAGCAUGGGUUUAAAGCUGAAACCUAUCAAGACUCAGAUUGCACAAAAAUAAUACUACUUGAUUCUGUGUAAACUAUGUAAAAUGUAUUUCAUUUCUGGUUAGUUUUUGGGGGAUAUUUAAGGGUGAAAAGGUUAGAUAUAUGGGUUGUAGAUAGGAAAGUGAAAUUCUUUUAAUGGACAUAGGGGAGGGAGAUAUUGUGAUUCAUUCAUUCAUUCAUUGUAGGCAGGAAUGAAAAGGUCAUAAAACAUACUGCAAUUCUGAGUUGUAUUUGUAAAAAGAGAUACUUGUCCAUGAUCAUGAUGAAUGACUAAUAAGACAGCAAAUUAAUUAUUUUU